UCUAUUGAAAUAUAUAGAUUUGUUGUUGCCGCCAUGGAGGUGCAGAGCUGGGCAGUGAUACAGUUAAUUAUUAUAAUGUGACUAGUGUGCAAUUAGUCCAUAAAAUAUUUGGAAAGCAGACUAGUUCCUGUUAUGUAAAGAAAUUGAGUCUACUUUAUUUAUCAGUACAUAAAUAUUAAGAUAUUAUAUAGCAAAAGGUGACCUGGCAAAUAUGCAGCGGUCACUGGUGAUGGUUGUGGAGCGGCCAUUCUGUUCUUAUGGCUGGAGGAGCAAGUCUUAUUUAGGAUUAAGGUCCUUCUAUUUCACUCAGACUCCCAGUGUGAGGGCUAUACACAGCCCCAGUGUGGUGUGCUGUUCAAACCGUGGAAAGACAAGUGACGCUCAAAUAUAUGUGUUGCAAAUGACGGGACACAUUAGGUCAUGCCGUCAUAUGUGCAGCUCAACAAAACCACCGGGAAGUAAACAAACUAGUGACGAACCUGAGCAGAAACAAUCACAUUCAAACGAUGGUUCACAAAUGCCGAGUGGAAUGAAAAUAACUAAUUAUAUCCGUGAGAAAAAUCCUGAGGUUUAUUCUCUGGGACAGCAAAUAUCAGAAAAGUCAUCAUCGUUAAUUAGCAGCUUACGGCAGACGAGCAUCACUGCACCGGCAGGCGAAGCCGGCACAAAAAAACCUGAAGACUGGAAUGACAUACUAAAUCGCUGGUACCAACAAUAUCAAGACUUUAUUGGUAUAACUUCUUUAAAAACUGCACAGGACAGGGUUACAGAGCUGUCUGAAGUUUUGCAUGGAGUGCAGAGUAAACGGCGGGAGCUGCAAGCAGAGAUUGAAGACAUCCAAGAGAAACAGGUCGUCAACCAUGAUCGCAUCAAUAAAACUGAACUUUAUUCUAAGGAGCAUUUUACGUUAUUAGAACAGGCCCGUCAGUGGAAUGAUCAGUUGAAGGUUGUACGUUCAGACUUUGCACAAUGUGAACGGCUGGAACGUGACACCUUUACACAAAUGUCAGCUGCUAUACGUGAUUGUCAUGAACAGGAACGCAUGCAGGCGGAGCAGAGCAAAUACUGGUCAAUCAUCGCAUCGGUGGUAUCGGCGGCUCUGGCAUCCCUCAUCACCUCGGUCAACAACUGGGUAAGGAUCAGAGAGAUUAAAGAUCAUGUGACCAGUAAAGGCCAACACCUGCUGGAUGGCUUCCAGCAGAUGCACCAGGAUGUACUGGACACCAUCAAGGCAUUACUUGCUACUACCGCUCACCCACAACCUGAACGUGGUAAUCCAGCUGGCACUGUUCAGGCAUUGUUUUCCAUGGCUGAAAAUGAUUCACCAGUAUCACCAAAUACCACACAAACAAAGAACAGCACCAGUACUCUCCUUGAAACAAAGCAGCACAAUGGAGACAUUAGUGGACCAUUGCCAGCCAAAGUAACAAAGGAAGAUGUAGUGCAGCUAACUGAGGAACUGAGACAAAAAAUUUUAGACCAAAUAAAUGAGAAUCUUGCAAAAGAGAGGAAGCUACUUCUGGAACAGAUGAAUGAAAAGCUCAAGGCUUAUCUUAGCCAUGUAGUGUCAGAGGGAGAUAGAACUCGUGACGAAAUUGUUUCCAUGGUGAAGAUUUUGACAGAAGCAGUGUCUUCAUCUUUAGAGACCAAUAGGCAGAGUAUAUCAAUGAGUGAGGAGCACCAAGAAGCUCCCGUGGUUGUUGUAAACUACAGUUAUGGUCGUAUAGCCACAGCAAUGGCUGUUGGGGCAGGUAUCGGCACUCUGGCCACAGCGUUUGCAUUAAAAGCUUUCGGAGGCUCAGGAGUAUGAUGUUAUUCUAAAAUAUAGUCUUCUAAUUUACCUGUUAUAUAGUACUGUACAUUGUUUUACCUUUAUUUGUAAUUACCUGGUUUUGUAGUAAAAGUUCGAAAUUUA
Homarus americanus (American lobster) is the source of this 1915-nucleotide messenger RNA. RefSeq lists its product as uncharacterized. Lineage: Eukaryota; Metazoa; Arthropoda; Malacostraca; Decapoda; Nephropidae. The record is from RefSeq and is a predicted model, not a curated record. The transcript is spliced from 5 exons. The coding region runs from base 212 to 1810 and encodes 532 amino acids.